CCUAGCAUAUAGCAUAAUAGAGAGAAGGAGGGGAGGAACUUUGACCCAGCUCGAGUUAGCAGCUGUUUUUCUGUCAUAUUUUCUUAUUGUAUGUGUGUUGUCUCAUAUGCAGAAGGAUGUGGUUUAUUUAUUUACUCAGCUGGUUGUCGUUGGUCAUCCAGAUAUCCUUCGUCACUCUUGCAAUAGCUGCUGGCCUGUACUACUUGGCAGAACUAAUAGAAGAAUACACAGUAGCCACCAGUCGAAUAAUAAAGUACAUGAUAAUGUUCUCGACAGGCGUGUUGGCCGGUCUUUAUGUUUUUGAAGGCUUCCCAGUGUUGAUGGUGGCAGUCGGCCUCUUCACUAACCUGGUCUACUUCGGCCUCCUGCAGACAUUCCCCUACAUACUGCUGAGCUCCCCUAACUUCAUCCUCUCAUGCGUGUUGGUGGUGGUGAACCAUUACAUGGCCUUCCAGUACUUCGCACAAGAGUAUUAUCCAUUCUCAGAGGUAUUGGCGUACUUCACCAUCUGCCUGUGGGUGAUCCCCUUCGGCUUUUUUGUGUCACUGUCAGCGGGGGAAAAUGUUCUUCCAUCCACCAUGCAACAAGGAGAUGAUGUGGUGUCUAAUUACUUCACCAAGGGCAAGAGGGGGAAGAGGUCCGGGAUACUCCUCAUAUUUUCUUUCCUCAAGGAGGCAGUGCUGCCCAGCCGACAGAAAAUGUACUGAGGAGCUGGACUUGGGGAGGGGUGCGGCCUUGGAGGGGCUCGGGGGUGUUUGUGAGUGUGUGUACGCUAGAAGAAGAUGAUGAAGGGGAAGCUUGGAAGGACUGUGGAAAUGUUUUUUUUUUUUUUGGAUUGAACUAAAAGUGAAAGCAGAUGAAUUGGCGGGAGAUGGAGAGCACACGAAGAGGACGGACCAAUGAGCAGAACAGAGCUUCCUGCGGGACGAGCCGACGAGUUUACACACGGGCCAUGUUCGUCUGUCUUUGUCUUUCUGUUAGUUUGUACUGACUGCCAACAACAUCUACUAGAGACCUUUUGCUGAGGGGGUCGAGCCUGUAGCGCAACGCUUUCUUAUCGUAACUUUGGACUCCUCCAUUUUUUUUUAAAUGUUGGUAUUAAAGUAUUUACGUGCAGCGUCUGAAAUUAACAACCACCACAAACCUGUAAAUUUGAACUUUUGGUAGGUCAAUCAUUAUCAAAUUCUUUUUGACACUGUCUGAAAGCUUAAAGACAUCUACAUCCGUCUCCUCAGAUGACAAACAGCAGGUUGGAGAUAAGACAGACAGACAGAUUAAAGGUCCUUUUUUUCAGCCGAAUCUUGAAGUCCAAACUUGGAUUUUUGGUGUUAAGCGACCCUCGAGAGUGUUUAAGUGGCAAACCAGCUGCAGGAAGUGCCACAGGUCGCCACAGAAGUGCUUAUUAGGAUUAUUUAAAAUAAGGAAGGUCAGUGUGUAUAGAUAAGUUAUCAGCUGACGUCCUGUUCUGAUUUACAAGGUGUGACAUGGUAUAAAUACUCUAUGCCCUGUCUAUUAAAACAAAAGAAGAAGGGGCGGGGGUAAUAAAGGCACUUGAGAAGGAUUUCAUACUCUUACAAAUUAAAACACCCACAAAUCAAGGUGACCGCCAACAAAUGAGCUUUGUGAGUUUUCAUCUACACCUUCAAUUAAUCGAACCUGCCCAUCUUUUUUAGGCCGUUUUUAAGAAUCCACAGUAGUAAUAAUAAUAAUAAUAAUAAAGAACUGUUUUUUGUACAUUGAUUGGUGCGUUAAAACUGACAUUGGAGUCAAAUGAAAACACUUAUGAAGAUCGAAAGCUGUGCAAUGAGUCUUUGUAAGCUUACGAGGGGUGUCGGGAGGGACAAAAGCUGCUGAAGUGGUUUGAUCAAAGUACUAUUAAAGAAGCCGUUAUGUGGGAUCUGAAAUUCUUUUUACUAAUUACUGAGUGAUUUUUUUUUUUAAAUUUUGAUCAUAGGCUGGUAUGCACACAA
This is a messenger RNA of Scomber scombrus (Atlantic mackerel), 1970 nucleotides long. RefSeq names its product testis expressed 261 (gene tex261). Gene Ontology annotation, biological process: endoplasmic reticulum to Golgi vesicle-mediated transport. Gene Ontology annotation, molecular function: COPII receptor activity. Gene Ontology annotation, cellular component: Golgi membrane; endoplasmic reticulum membrane; COPII-coated ER to Golgi transport vesicle. Lineage: Eukaryota; Metazoa; Chordata; Actinopteri; Scombriformes; Scombridae. The record is from RefSeq and is a predicted model, not a curated record. The transcript has 6 exons. Bases 117 to 707 code for a protein of 196 amino acids.